ACAUAGUCUGAGUGACAUUAAAUGUGAUUUUCAAUUCAAGCGUUGUGGUUGAUAUUCUGUUAUCGCGUUUGAUCAAAAAAAAAAAAAAACAUUCUUAAAAUGGAAGAACAAAAAAGUCCAAACAAGACAUUGAAAAAGAAGCGCGUCAAAAGCAAUUCACAAGUUGUAGAUACUGAUGAUACGGACAACGAACUGCCCGAUUACAAUGGCGUGGACAGCACUUUACACAUAAACGAUGACAGUUUUUCAAGCGAUGGUGGCUGGAGCAGCGAUGAUGACCGGAAGCUUGUUCAGAAAGUAAAAUCAACAUCAAAACAAAGUGACAAAGUCAGUUACAAAACGCGCUUGAAGCAAUUGGACUGGAAUGAAAUUGCAUUUAAAAGUUAUUCGGCAAAGGAUUGUGAGAAUCGAUUUCAAAAUCAUUUGAAGCAUGUUCGUCGCCAUCGUAAUUUAAACGAAAUUGUCACUGACAUCGAGACGAAUAUCAAAAAAUGCCCAAUAAAGAAACCAUUAAACAGCUACCAACUGUUCAUACAAGAUCAAUUGACCCAUGUCAAGUCAAGUGGGGAUUUCUCUGAAACCAUGAAAAAUUUAAGCUCAUUGUACAAAGAACUAUCGCCUGAAGAGCGUUCUAGUUACGAACGAAAGGCCGAGCAGCUUCGGCUCGAAUAUAAACAAAAGAAAGAGGAUUUUAAAUCGGGCAACAUUUCAAAGGCUGCAUCCACACCAGUGACAAAAGCAAAAACACCAUUUAUGCUGUAUGCGGAAAGUAAAAAAUCGGAAGAGAUCGAUUACAGCACAUUACGUGAAAGCUAUACAAAUAUGGCUCUGGAUGAAAAGUACAAAUGGGUCAUUAAAGCUGUCAGUGAAGCCCAGGAUGGAUCGGAAAAUGUUUCGAAAAUAUUGAACAAAGAAGAGCAGCGAAUCUUCAAAGGUCAAAUCAAAUCAACACCAUCAGCAUACAGUCUGUAUGUGAAAGAGACUUAUAACAAGAUCAAAGGCAGAAUGGAAGAACCGCAAGAUUCCAAAAAUAUAUUCACGGAAAUUGCUCUUCAAUGGAAAUCGCUCGAUCCGAAAAAGAAGAAAAUAUACACCAAUGCUGCUAUUUUGUUGAAAGAAAAAGCAGCCAAAGAACAAGAAGCGUUCAAUGUGCGCCACGGUGUAACGCCACAAAAGGUGAAACGAAGGAAAUCGACAUUCGUUGAACGACCACCCGAAGACGAUGAUGAUUUAGAUGAUGAAGAGGCCACCGUUCAACCAAAAGUAAAACGACAAAAGACAUCGAAUGCUAAUCACUCCGACUCCGAAGAGACCAAACCUAAACAUAUUCAAAUAAAGUUAAACUUUAAACGUUCUUCACCAAAACCAUCGUCGGUUAAGAAAUCGAUAGUGACUCCGUCACCUGUGAAGGAAAUUAAAUUGGGUCAAUCGCCCGUCAAGGAGUCGCCCGUCAAGGAGUCGCCCGUCAAGGAGUCGCCCGUCAAGGAAUCGCCCGUCAAGGAAGAAAAAAAGAAAAAGAAAAAAGCCACUUCAGAGUCAAGUGAAUACAAUGAACCAAGUGGAAGUGAUGCUGCUUCCAGUACAAUUAGCUCAAGUUCAAAGAAAAAGUCGAAAAAGGAGAGGAAAUCAAUAGUGGAACCGCCCGGUGAAAAGCCACCAUCGGACAUAAUCACCUAUUUUGCCAAAAAAUACAAUAUAGGCAAAGCACGUAAAGCGCAAAAGGCAUACGAUAAAUUGCCGAAGAAAGAACGCAAACAAAUCAAAGCUGAAUAUAAUGAAAUCACCGAAAGUUAUGUGGCACGACUGAAGAACUAUUUGGAAUCGAUACCGAAAAAUGAAGCCGUUGCUUAUGUAGAUUGCAAAAGUUAAGGCAGUCGACGAUGCUGAAAAAGAUAACAGAGAUGCCAAUUAUACCGGAGACGAUGGUAGUAGCUCUCAAGAAUACUAAAAAUAAAUGGAGCGAUGUAUAUCAGGGAAUAUCGAUUCAAAUGGACUAAUUUCACUCGAGUGGUUGAAAUUUCAUAAUAUUUUUUUUUUCUAGUUUUUAAUCCAUUUAUCAUUUUUUAAAAACAUUUUUAUUAUUCAUU
Contarinia nasturtii (swede midge) is the source of this 2087-nucleotide messenger RNA. RefSeq names its product nucleolar transcription factor 1-B-like. Lineage: Eukaryota; Metazoa; Arthropoda; Insecta; Diptera; Cecidomyiidae. The record is from RefSeq and is a predicted model, not a curated record. Bases 100 to 1869 code for a protein of 589 amino acids. The transcript has 8 exons.